Molecule: messenger RNA, 1832 nt
Organism: Teleopsis dalmanni
Lineage: Eukaryota; Metazoa; Arthropoda; Insecta; Diptera; Diopsidae
Product: hexokinase type 2-like
Exons: 2
Coding region: 127-1707 (526 amino acids)
Biological process (GO): glucose 6-phosphate metabolic process; glycolytic process; intracellular glucose homeostasis
Cellular component (GO): cytosol; mitochondrion
Molecular function (GO): mannokinase activity; ATP binding; fructokinase activity
Source: RefSeq, a predicted model, not a curated record
AUAUAUUUUUUAAAUAUGAAGUUGUAGAUUUUGGCAAUUUUACAGUAUAUCUUAAAACACCUUACGUCAGACCUCCCAAUGAAAAUUUAGUGUGUUACUCCGGGCAAUAAAAAAAACAAAUUCGCUAUGACUGACUUAAAGAUAAGGGAAUUCACAUCAAGUAUGUCUUUAACCUUUCCCCAAGUACACGAAAUUUACAAACGUUUCUGCAAUCAAAUUCGAAGUGGUCUUGGGAAACAUAGUCAUGCAACAGCGGAUACAAAAUGUUACGUAACCUUUGUACAAGAUUUGCCAACGGGUCAGGAAGUCGGUAAUUAUUUAGCAUUAGAUUUGGGAGGCUCAAAUUUUAGAGUACUAUUAGUCACAUUAAAAGGCAACUACGAUUCAGAGCAAGUAUCAGUAACAUAUCCAAUACAUAGUGACCUUAUGAUUGGGACGGCAGAAGAGCUAUUUGAUUACAUCGCUUCAUGUUUGGAAAAUUUUGUGAAGUUACAUAAUAUAGAGGAUGAUAAAUUAUACCUAGGUUUUACUUUCUCAUUUCCUUGCACCCAAAUAAACCUAACUCAAGCAAUAUUGAGGCGAUGGACGAAAGGCUUUCAAGUGGCCGGCGUUGUAGAUGAAGACAUAUCUGUAUUAUUAAAAGAUGCCAUUGAUAGACGUGGUACCCUAAAUAUUGAACCAGUAGCCAUUGUAAAUGAUACGGUUGGCACAUUGAUAUCCUGUGCCUACUUUAAUAAUCAAUGCCGCAUUGGGCUCAUAGUAGGUACUGGCUGCAAUGCCUGCUAUUUGGAGCAUGUUAAAUGCAUUGAACGAAUGGAUGCUCAAUACAGAGAAAAGAAAAACAUGAUCAUAAACACUGAAUGGGGUGCUUUUGGUGAAGGUGGUGAUUUAGAAUUUAUACGAACAGAUUACGAUAAACAAGUUGACGACACAAGCCCUAAUCCGAAAGAACAAAUCUUCGAGAAAAUGGUAGCUGGUAUGUAUUUGGGCAAGCUCGUUGGUUAUAUGACAGUAAGGGCAAUCAAUGAAUCGUAUAUAUUAGUUGAGAAUGAAGAAAAACAUAAAAUUGUUGAUGUUUUAGAAAAGGAUCCUGAUGUUUUUGAAACGUACAGAAUAUCUCAGAUUGAAUGUGAUCUGUCAACGGAAUUAAAGAGCAUACAAACCAUAAUGAGAGAAUUGUUUGAAGUGACAUUUAUUUCACAUGAUGACUGCUUAAAUUUUAAGCACAUAUGUGAAUCCGUUACAAGACGUUCAGCUACAUUAGUUGCCGUUAAUAUAAGUGCACUAAUUAACAAAAUAAACGAACCUAGAGUUGUUGUAGCUGUUGAUGGUUCACUGUUCAGAUUGCAUCCUAGAUAUGAUAGUUAUAUGCGUGAGACAUUAAGAAAAUUUGUAAAUCCGAAAAUUGUUUACGAUUUAGUAUUAUCCGAAGAUGGUUCUGGUCGUGGUGCAGCAUUAAUAGCUGCGGUGGCAACCAUGGGUAGAGAAGAGGAAGUUCCAGAAGUACCAGAAGAUGAAGCUUUGCUUCUUCCAAUUGACGAAGCCAAUGCAGAAGAAGUCAACGUGUCUAGCAAAUCACCAAGUAGAGCUGGUAGUAAAUCAGGUAGUAAAGCAGGUAGUAAAUCAGGUAGUAAAGCAGGUAGUAAAGCAAGUAGUAAGGCAACUAGUAAAGAACCUAGUAAAGAAAAUCUAAAUGUAAACAAAUAGUCUAAAUUAUAAUGACAAAAAAGAAAUCUCCAAAAAUUCGAAAGAUUAUUUAAAUUCUAUGUGAAAAUUAACUAACAUUAACAUUUUACUUAAGAACAAUAAAACAAAUAUAUUUAUUUCUAAUA